AUGCCUAUCAGGAGUGUUUGGAUCGUUACUGUAGCCGUACAGUUGUUUUCAAUGUUAACAUUUUUCAGUUUCUGGAUUCAUCCAGGAAGUGAAGGACAUGCCAAGAAGCAAACUUUAGAGCUAUUUAAGCCGAUGUAUUCAGAACGCUUGGAUCCACCAUUACUGAAAACUGGGUACUGUAAUCAUGAUUUGCCACGUGAUCCGUUGGCAACAAAAUGCCUGCCGAGUCCAAAUUUAGACGGCACGUGUUCCAUAUACAUCAAAGGCGCCAAAAAGCUAAUCCAACCACUGAGGUUUAAUCCUACCGGAAGUAGAAAAUAUCCUGAAUGUAAACUCACAGAAUUAGUUAAAAAAUGCGACACGCUUCGAACUGCACAUAAAUACACUGUUGACGGAAUAGCUAAAGAAGAAAGGGAGUUUCCUUUGGCAUUCUCAAUCAAGCUUCACAGAGAUCCGGAACAAGUAGAACAGCUACUCAGGACUAUAUACAGACCGCAUAAUGUUUAUUGUUUAUAUAUAGAUGGGAAGGCCCAUCACAUUGUCUAUAACCUCAUACUGAAUAUCAGCAGAUGUUUUCCGAAUGUGCACGUCAUCAGGGACCGCGUCAAUGUCAUAUACGCCAGUUCCGCGCAUGUGGUAAGUGAAAUGCAAUGCAUGCGCAAAUGCACAGAGUCCGGAGUAAAAUGGAAAUAUUAUAUAAACCUUACGGGACAAGAAUUUCCUCUUAAAACAAAUUUAGAAAUUGUAAGAAUUCUAAAGUCUUUAAAUGGUGCUAAUGAUAUCGAAUCAUACAAUCACCCAGUGCUGCAAAAAUGGAGAUUCCAAAAGAAGUAUAAAUUGACAAGAACUAGUAAUGUGGAGACGACUGAGGACAAGGAACCAUUUAAAUACAAACUACAGCUUAGUAAAGGAAGUGCUUAUGGGUCAUUCUCUAGAAAUUUUGUGGAUUUCAUUCUAAAUGACGACGUUGCACAAGAAUUCAUUGCUUGGUUAAACAACACUUACUCACCAGAAGAAAACGUUUGGGCGACUCUUAACACGUUGCCAUGGGCACCUGGAGGUUACGAAAUGGAAAUACGUCACACUUUUGGUAAUUUCCUGUCACGUGCAAUUAUUUGGGAAAAUGAUAAAGUUUCAUGCGAAGGUCGGUAUAUUCGAGGUGUAUGUGUCUUUGGUAGAAAAGAUUUGACUUGGCUCACAAGCAGGCCGCAGCUUUUUGCAAAUAAAUUCAAUUAUAAAAUGGAUAAUACUGCCAUAGAUUGUCUGGAAGAUAUUAUUCGUAACAGAACAUUGUUAAAUAAUAUGGACAGUUUAAACUGGUAUUACUACAGAAACCUUCCUCAUGCAAAAUACUACUCGGCUCAUAGUAAAGAUGUCAUGUUGCACGAGAGCCGAGGUAAAAAGGAACAAUGGUUACUCGCACAAGCAUCAAAGAAAAAUAAUGACGUGGAUUUACCGAUAAGAAAAGAGAAAUCCAACACCCUGCAUGUACUAGGCGGCACUAUGACAAUGUACAAAGUUCGCGGUGAAGUGUUGUAA
Messenger RNA from Ylistrum balloti, 1539 nucleotides. Its product is annotated as beta-1,3-galactosyl-O-glycosyl-glycoprotein beta-1,6-N-acetylglucosaminyltransferase-like. The coding region runs from base 1 to 1539 and encodes 512 amino acids. The record is from RefSeq and is a predicted model, not a curated record. Gene Ontology annotation, cellular component: membrane. Lineage: Eukaryota; Metazoa; Mollusca; Bivalvia; Pectinida; Pectinidae. Gene Ontology annotation, molecular function: acetylglucosaminyltransferase activity. The transcript has a single exon.